AUGGACAUCGGCACGCCAAAACGAGGUGGACACGCGUCGGAACUGCCUCGGAGCAAAAAACGAGCCAAAUACACCCAGGUUGCCUGUAACGAGUGCAAGCGAAGGAAACUUAAAUGCAGCGGAGAUCCAAUCUGUGCACGAUGUGCGCGCGACGAUAUAGAAUGUGUGUACACGCCGAAUGCGCAUGCGACGAGUAACGCUGUGGAAUCUGUAGGAGAGUCCAAGGAUGAUGGACUCUCGACUCGAUUCCGAACAGUCGACUACCAGAUUGAAACGCUUCGGCAUGAGAUGCGCGUGAUGGCCGCUCGUAUACGCCGGUUGGAAUCCUCAUCUAGUGGAAGCGUUGCGAACAGCGCCAUUCCCACCUCCGGAUCAACUAUCUCCACGCCGUCGAAUAAUGCUGGUCUACAGCGGAUUAUGAACCGGCCUCAGUCGCCGUCGUAUGUUGGCCCCACGAGCGCAGAGUUCGGUCUCAUGGCACGUCAAAAGUCUGUCGACGAUAGCGAUGGGGAUGACUUCGCGUCCACUGCAGCGGCUAGUCCUGUCGCGCAGUCGGAUACAGAGGCGAUGUCGAGCGAUCCGCUGGGAUGGUUGGGAUUGACGGAGGCGCUGCGACUGGUGACGGCGUAUGAGAAUAGCGUUGGGCUGAUGUACCCGUGUGUUGAUCUGGAUAGUGUACGUGCGUAUGUGGCGGAGUAUUAUCGGACUGAUGGUCGGCCGGGACCCGCGUCCCCUGUUGCCGUGGAACAGGACUGGUUCUUUGCGCGAGAUGUCGAAGUGUUGAAGAUUAUCCUGGCUACGGCGUUGUUAGUGGAAUCGCAUGGACGCAGCGAACGCGCGGCAUUUUUAGCUGAUAGUGUUGAGGAUCGGUUUGCGGGGCGGUUGAAGAUCGCGGAGGUUGAUAUGAAGGAACUACUCAUUUUAACUUUAUUGUCGAUAUUCCACUCGUACCGUGAUGACGAGGUUAUCUCCUGGCGUCUCAUCGGGAUGGCUGUCCGUGGAUCCAUGCAGCUCGGUCUACAUUGUCAAGAGACAUGGCUGAGAACAGGAGGAGUGUUCCCCGGAGAACUGCAGUGGAGAUGGGCUAGCCGGUUAUUCUGGUGUAUUUACGUACUGGACAGAAAAUGGUCAUUUGGUACUGGGUUACCGUUCGCCAUCCAGGACUCAGACAUGGACACUAAUCUUCCUGAGCCGGGCGAUUCCACGCCGUACCUGACCUGCAUGAUUACAUAUUCGCGAUUGAGCACGAAGAUCUGGGGACUUGUAGUGGGAUGGCGCAGUCGCUCUCGUUCCGCCACUUCGGAUUAUUGCUCCUAUCUCGACUUCCAAGUCCAGCAAUGGAUUCAGUCGAUUCCGCGGGAGUUACGUUUCGAUCCAUCGGAGCGUGGAUCAGGCUCUGCCCCUCAAACAGACAACGUGAUGAUGCUACAGGUUCUGCUUGCCCUCCAGGCAAAUCAACUUCGUAUCCUCGUGUACCGACAGAACUUGCUAUCUGGAGAGAGCAUCGAGACCAAUGUCUCUGGGGCUUCGGUUGCCGUCGAAACGGCUAAGAGCACCGUCCACAUGCUGGACUACUUCUCACGGAUUUCGGAGAUCUAUUUCCAGCGUCCAGAGCCGUUCAAUUACUUCCUUAUUUCGGCCCUGGCGGCACUAUUCCUAGCUGUGUUACAUGCUCCUUCACAAUUUAGUCAGGUGUGUCGUCCGGAAUUCUACGCGGCGGUCAACAUGGUUCGGAAAUCGUCGACCAGGGCCCGGACUUCUAGACGGUUACAGAAGAUUAUCCGGAGCUUGAAGCUGAUCAGGCUGAAUCUGCCACCGGGACGAGACGUACCAUGCCAUCAACGAGAACGAAAACACUCUCAACAGCAUCGAAUUGCCCAGUCAGCUUCAUUACCAACGGCUACUCCUUCGGCCAACCCCGUCUCACAACCGAAUCAGCAGCAGCAGAAUCCUGCAUCUGCGACACCCACUCCGCAGGUAGCGGCAUCUCUCUGGUCCUUCUCCCCUGCACCUACGAUGACCGACGAUCAUGCUCGAAAUGAUAAUAGCUGCGAGGACCUCACCAGUUUCUUUGAACUAGCGGGUGGUUUAUACUUUGAUCCUCGAACGGGACCGAAUGACGGGCUGGCUACGGAGACAGGAACCGAGGGGAUUGCAUUCCAGGCGGAGGAAGAAGCAUUGACGAAGGUCAUGGCUGGUUUACUCUAG
Aspergillus tanneri is the source of this 2208-nucleotide messenger RNA. RefSeq names its product transcription factor domain-containing protein. Gene Ontology annotation, biological process: DNA-templated transcription; positive regulation of transcription from RNA polymerase II promoter by galactose. The record is from RefSeq and is a predicted model, not a curated record. The transcript has 4 exons. Gene Ontology annotation, molecular function: zinc ion binding; RNA polymerase II cis-regulatory region sequence-specific DNA binding; DNA-binding transcription factor activity, RNA polymerase II-specific. Gene Ontology annotation, cellular component: nucleus. The coding region runs from base 1 to 2208 and encodes 735 amino acids. Lineage: Eukaryota; Fungi; Ascomycota; Eurotiomycetes; Eurotiales; Aspergillaceae.